CAAAAUCGACGAUGCACUCACUUCAGUCGUGCACAAAUUUGAUGCUUUCUUUCUGUUACAAAUAUAUAACAAACUUCACUAUAAUCAUAACAAACUUUCUUCCAUCAACAUGAAACCUCCAUUGCCAUUGUCAUUGCUCGUAGUAUCCACACUUCGAUCUUCAUAAUCUUCUGCUGCUGCUGCAUUUCAUCGUUACGGAUCCAUAGGAACUUUCUUGUUCCAGUUAUAUUGAAACACCACCAUCUUGAAUACAAAGGCUGAAAAAGUGUUUGAAGACUUUGUUGAUAAAGAAAAUGGCUCGGACAUCGAAAACUAGUCCGUUUGGACCCAAAAGACAUCCAGAGGAGUCGAGAACAAAUACCGAAGGUGAAAAGAAAGACGACAAGGAGGAGGAAAGCAGCUCAAGUAGUAGUGACUCAGAGGAAAAUACACAAGACAAGGAGCAGGAAAAGGCUAUGGGGAAGAGACCAAUGCAAGCUAAAACGAGAAAGCGGAAAACGACAGUGUAUGAGAUGAUCAGUGGCCCGGAGAGAGCCAAACGAACUGUAACGAAAAGAGGCAGGGGAAAGUCCAUGGCGUAUACUGCUAGACUUUGGAGUAAACAUCAUCCAUGGAUUGAUGUACCGAAAAAAGCCGACUCUAAACCAAAAAGUACACAAGAUAAGAAGCAGGGAAAGAGACCAAUGCAAGCUAGAAACGGAAACCAGAAAACGACACUAGCCAAAGGAAAUGUAACUAAAAGAGGCAGGGGACAAUCGACAGCAAAUACUAAAAGAUCACCACGAAAAAGGGCCGACCCAAAACUCAAAGAAGAAGAUGAUGUGUUCCCGAGUUCAGAAACAGAUUCAGAGGAAGUUUGUAAACGAAUUAAGAUCGAAAGCCAUGAUCAUGAUGAUGAUGACACCGAUAACGAUGGAGGAGGAGCAGGAACACAUGGUAAUCUAACAAGUUUGGGAAUAGAAGUUGUAACUAAAUGAUGAAAGAGUUUAAACCAUUAGACAUCAGAUUACUUGAUUUUACUUUUGAAAGCUAGCUGAAAAUACUUGACAUCUAGAAAUCGGAUUAAAUACACGCGUUCAUUGAUGAUUCUCGCUAA
Molecule: messenger RNA, 1096 nt
Organism: Helianthus annuus (common sunflower)
Lineage: Eukaryota; Viridiplantae; Streptophyta; Magnoliopsida; Asterales; Asteraceae
Product: transcriptional regulator ATRX homolog
Exons: 2
Coding region: 294-977 (227 amino acids)
Source: RefSeq, a predicted model, not a curated record